This is a messenger RNA of Ahaetulla prasina, 3647 nucleotides long. Its product is annotated as tetraspanin-15-like. Gene Ontology annotation, cellular component: membrane. The record is from RefSeq and is a predicted model, not a curated record. Lineage: Eukaryota; Metazoa; Chordata; Lepidosauria; Squamata; Colubridae. The transcript is spliced from 8 exons. The coding region runs from base 919 to 2454 and encodes 511 amino acids.
GCUUGGGAAACGGGCCCUUUAUCAGUCAACAGGAGUGCUGAUUUAUCACCAGCUUAUCAGGUACCGGUACUUAAGAAGCCACACCCAACCAGGUAUCACAUAAAGAGGACACAUUGAAUAGCUCACUAUACACAUUCGGGUAGAGAGAAGUUCCCCAGAGGAUGGGCUCCAGCACGAGUCCAAACCACACCUCUGGUCCCGGUGACUGACCCAGAUUGGAUUCUGCAAGCAGUUUCAAUCCCAGGAAAAAAAGUUCAAUUCCGUUCUCCCCUGGCCAAACUCCUGCUGCUUGUCCUGUGUCCAGAUUUAAAUGCCGUCUUUUAGGAAAGAUUUAGUAAAGGGGGGACAAGAGGUGAGAGGUUCAGUCCAGAAUUAUCUGGAGAUUUGAAACCAAGCCCCAUAAACCGGUGACCCCCUGCUGAGCUUUGGGAAGAGUGGUGACAGCUCCUGGAUGAUCUCUCACUGUAGAACACAAAAUAAAGUCCUAAAUGGCAAGAAGGUUUAUUUUAUUUAUUUUUGUCAAUCAUAUGUAACAGGUAAAAGCAUAAACAUAAUUUGGAUACAUGAAAAGAGUAAGCAAAACGGAAUUGGCACGCAGGUGCACUUAUGCACGCCCCUUACAGACCUCUUAGGAACGGGUGAGAUCAACAGACGAUUUAAGCUUAAAAUUUGGGGGUUUGGGGAUGAGACCACAGAGUCAGGUAGUGCAUUCCAGGCCUUGACCACUCUGUUACUGAAGUCCUAUUUUCUGCAAUCAAGUUUUGAGCGGUUUACCUUGAGUUUGUAUCUAUUAUUUGCUCGUGUAUUGUAUUCCAUAUUCCAGAGGAAUAUGGUGGGAAAAGCUCUUAAAGUGGAACGAAUUAUAACCAAGGUUGGGGCAACCGGACUCGAGACGGAGUUCCUGACCAAAGUGGGGAGAUGCAACCAAAGCCUCGGCGGCCCAUUGCGCCUUCCACGGCCCAAAUUUUGCCUGGCUCCGGCACUUUACCCGCGAAGCCUGGCCCUGUCUUUGGGCAGACGGUCCCUCUUUCAAGAGCCAAGCCUGGCCGGAGGCUGUUUCGGGAUCCUUCCUUGCUCCUCCGUUUGAAAAGGCCCCUGGCCAGGGUUUGGGGGCUUUGGCGCCGGAGCCUCUGCCUUGGCUUCCACGGGACCCGGAGCGCUUGCACGGAGGGACGGUGGGCGGCCGCCCCAGAGACGGGGAAGCAGGCUGAGCCGAGCGCCCCCCGGGGCUUUGUGCGGGUCGCUCUCUUCCCCGCGCAGCCUCUCCGGGCCGAAAGGCAGCCGCCGCUACUUAGCGACCGGGCCUGGGGCUCGCCGCCCCUUUCCUCGCCUUCGCUUUCCGAACGGAAGUGGACGAAACCCCCGGAGAAAGAGAAAGCGCCGCGCCCAGCGGCCACAGCUGACGCCGCCGCCUCCCAGCGCAGGUGCCCGGCUGGCCUUCCUGGCAGCGGCGACGGCGGAGCGGCGUCUCGGCGGCCCUGCGGAGCGAUGGGCGGCUCGGGGCCGGCCUGGCGGGACUCGCUGCCCUACUACUACUGCGUCAAGUUCUCUCUCUCGGCGUCCUCCACCCUCUUCUCGAUGGUCGGCCUUGUCAUCUUCUGUGUGGGCAUUUAUGCUGAAGUGGAAAGACAGAAGCACCGGACCCUGGAAGGGCUCUUCCUUGCCCCAGCUGUCAUUCUCAUCCUCCUGGGCCUGACAAUCUUUGCCGUUUCUUUUAUUGGCAUGGUGGGAUCCCUCCGAGACAACCGGACGCUGCUGAAAACCUUCUUCUGGGUCCUCUUGGCCAUCUUCAUCAUUGAGUUGCUGCUAUUGUUGGUCGAAAUCAUCUUCGAGAAGCAGAUGAAUGCAGUGUUCCAUUCCAGCAUUCAGGAUGGAAUAAGACACUAUUAUGACGACUUGGAUUUCAAAAAUAUUUUGGACUAUGUUCAGCAAAAGUUUUCCUGCUGUGGAGGUGAUGAAUUCAGCGACUGGCAUGUGAAUCCAUACCACUCAUGCAAUGGCAGUGGCCCUCUGGCCUGUGGAGUGCCCUACACCUGCUGUAUCAGGAAGGCGCCAGGAGAAGUCAUCAACACUCUGUGUGGAUACCGAACACUAAAUCAAGAGCGACUGGAGCUGGUGAAUACCAUCCACGUACGCGGCUGCAUUCACGCAGUGAGCUUUUGGUUCAAAGACAAUUUUGAAGCCACUUUAGCAAUUGUUUGCUCUUUGCUCCUUCCUCAGGUCUUUGGCUUGGUGAUGGCCUGGCUACAUUGGCAGAAGCUCAAUGAGAUUCAUUCCCAGAUGGACACUGUGGACUUCAAGCAGCUAGACUGGAGCGACUUCAAUUUUGCCACUCUGGACCUCACGGGGGCUGGCUGGUGCUGGUGUUUGCCUCGAGAAGGUGGCUACAUCCCAGUCUGUGACAAAGAUGAUGAGAGUGAGGUCGAGGCUGCCACUAGCCACAGCAAAGUAUGAAGCCCUUAGGUCACUUCCAGUGCCCAUUCCAGAGAGACUGGUCAGGGCUAGCCGGCCAAAAGUGGCUUGGACUGUUAAGCAAAGAGAUUUGUGGGUAUUGUAAAGGGUGCUUUGCCUUCUGAAAUAUAUACAACCACUCAGUAAUUGUUUUUGCAUACUAGGUUGAGUUUAAAAUUCAGGUAGGUUUUCCAGUUUUGGGACUCAGAACUUUUAAUAUAUUUUUUAUUUUAAAAAAAACCUGAAAUGUAGAAGCUUUUUUAUUUUAUAGUUUUUAGAUUUUAGAACUUUAGUAGAAAAAAGAAUCCCAAGUAUUUUGUACACCAGAUAGUUAAAAUAUUGCCCCUGCAUUUUCCUACAUAUUACCUAGAAGAUGGUCCAAUUUUUUACACUCAUUUCAAAUUGAAUUAAUGCUUUAAUUUCCAAAAAAAGUCUCUUGAAAGCAGUUUCUUCACUACAAAAACCUAACCAGUCAAGAACCUUGUAGUGCAGACGUUUCCAGUUCUUUCCAGUUUACAGAAUACAGUAGUAAUAUCACCAUCAAAAAAUUCUGAUGACCGUGAAAAGCAAGGAUUUGGCGUGACAAGGUAAUGAUAUAUGGAUCUCCAAAAUAAAAUAAAUCUUAUUUUCCCAUUUGAAAGAUUGUGGAACAUUUACAAAUGUGACAAUCCCAUAUUUUUGCCCCUCUGAAAAUUAACCUUUAUUCUGGCUCUCUCCCAGAACGUUCAUGGGUGAUAGGAGUCUUGGGCCGCCAAAAUGGACUGUGUGAUGUAGUGUCAUGUAACCAAUCAAAUGCAGCUUAGUGACCCAGUGGAUCCACAAUGAACUGGUGUCGGAGGACAAAGCGUGUUAUUACCUUCACUGAACUUGAGCAGAGUGUCUGAAAAAGAGGCGUGUUCUGCACUGAUGAAAAUCUCACAGCAACAUAGGGUGUUAAAUCUGCCUUAGGAAAUGGCCCGUGCAGAAGGCAUUUCCUUGUUUUGAAAAAAGGCCCGUGUUGACAAGGUACAGAAACACUUGUAAAUCUUGUUCAUUUCUAAUCAUCCUGCUUUUGAAUUUUGCUAUAUAUAUACUUUGCUUCUAUUUUUCAUGAUUUUUGUAAGCCCCUAUUUGUAAGCAGGAUACCUUGGGAGUGUAGUGACUAUGAUUGAUCAAUUGACUGAUCAGUUGACUGAUUAAAUAAAUAAGUGGUUGGA